Molecule: messenger RNA, 597 nt
Organism: Vicia faba (fava bean)
Lineage: Eukaryota; Viridiplantae; Streptophyta; Magnoliopsida; Fabales; Fabaceae
Source: the annotation of a GenBank genome assembly
AUGGGAGAAGCACCUUCUUCUUUCUCUUGGCGCAAGAUGAAGAUCGUGGAAUAUUAUGAUGAUGAGAAUAUUAACGAGUGUGAUGUUGACGCGGCACAGAAGCUUAUGGAACUCAGCGAUGAAGAGAAGAGCAACAGAAGCAACACCAUUAGAGGCAGCAACAACAGCAACAAGAGGUUUAGAAGAUCGAGUGAAGUUGAAGAAAAUAAUAUUGAUGAAAAGCAUGAUAUUGUAAUGGCCAAGAUACAAGAGAUAUUUGGAAAAGAUGUUGAAGUUUUUCCUAUGGUUAAGAAGCAAAGGAGAUAUCGUUCUCUUGUGAAUAUUUACAUGUCUACAACACCUGUUAAGGAUACAAGGUUGUUGAUGAAGGCAAUCUCCACUACCAAGAUCACUCUCAUGGCUUACGCAUACAUGGGGUAUACACACAGGUUUGCUGCAAAAAAACCCUUACACUCACCAAAGUUGUUCCUGAAAAGACCUCUACAUGCAGAAGGACCAGGGCUACCCAAGGUUGAGCCAUCGGUAUUGCAUUUUGUUCAUCCGAUCAUGGGCGGUUGCCAGAUUACCUCUAGAAUUUUGGGAGAGUUAGACCGGUGA